Molecule: messenger RNA, 3802 nt
Organism: Exophiala xenobiotica
Lineage: Eukaryota; Fungi; Ascomycota; Eurotiomycetes; Chaetothyriales; Herpotrichiellaceae
Exons: 2
Coding region: 86-3415 (1109 amino acids)
Biological process (GO): ribosome-associated ubiquitin-dependent protein catabolic process; rescue of stalled cytosolic ribosome
Cellular component (GO): RQC complex
Molecular function (GO): ribosomal large subunit binding; tRNA binding
Source: RefSeq, a predicted model, not a curated record
CCAUUUAAUUCUACUGUCGUCCUAUGCACAUAGUCCUUUCGUCUCGCCUUAGAAUUAGUUGUUCGACCCUCCAGAGAGCCUCAAUAUGAAGCAGCGCUUCUCGUCUCUCGAUGUCAAGGUUAUAGCCAGCGAACUCGCCUCAUCCUUGACUACCCUUCGAGUCUCGAACAUCUACGAUCUUUCCAGCCGAAUCUUCCUCUUCAAGUUCGCUAAGCCCGGCAAGCGAGAACAACUACUGGUAGAUUGUGGGUUCCGAUGCCACCUGACGUCCUUCUCGCGAACUGCGGCGACCGCUCCUUCUGCGUUUGUCAGCCGAUUGCGCAAAUACCUAAAAAGUAGGCGCGUGACUGGCGUUGCGCAAAUAGGCACCGAUCGAGUCAUUGAGAUCACAUUCAGCGAUGGCCAAUAUCGCAUGUUUCUUGAGUUCUUUGCGGCCGGCAACAUUAUAGUCACAGACGCGGAAUUGAAUGUACUAGCCUUGCAGAGACAAGUCAGCGAAGGGAAUGAGGAGGUGGAUGUCAAGCUUGGUGGAAAAUAUACCUUGGAAGCAAAGCAGAACUUCCAUGGAAUACCUCCACUCACGCCCGAAAGAGUGACCGAGACCCUUGCAAAAGCCGUGCAGAGGAUGAAGACCGCGAAUGACGCUGGUGGAAAGAAGGCAAAGAGAGCAAAAGGGGGAGAUGAGCUAAGAAAGGCUCUGAGUGCCGGUUUCCCCGAAUAUCCACCUCAUCUGUUGGACCAUGUGUUCAACGAGGCUGGUGUAGACCCUGGUCUGAAGGGACAGGACGUUCUAGAGAAUGCAGAGUCCUUGCAAACAAUUCUCCGAGCCCUGGGUCGGGCGAAAGAUCUUUUUGAUGCUCUUGAUACAGGUCAUGCUAAGGGAUACAUCAUUGCAAAGACAAAAUCUGCUUCUACGCUUGAAGAUGGAAGCCCGGCCACGGAAACUCCCAGCCGGGAUAACGUCUUAUACGAUGAUUUCCACCCGUUCAGACCUUCUCAGCUCGAGGGGAAGCCUGGCAUCUGCAUAUUCGAGUUUGACGGCUUUAAUCGCACAGUGGAUGAGUUUUACUCUUCGAUCGAGUCUCAGAAGUUGGAAUCUCGACUGACGGAACGGGAAGAGACCGCCAAAAAGAAGCUGCACCAUGCGAAGAGUGAGCAUGAGAAGCGAAUAGGUGCACUUCAACAACAGCAGGAGUUGCAUGUUCGAAAAGCUCAGGCCAUCGAAGCCAACACCCACAGAGUCGAAGAGGCAUGCGCAGCAGUCAAUGGCCUGAUUGGACAGGGCAUGGACUGGGUCGAUAUCGGAAAGCUAAUCGAGAAUGAGCAGAAGCGAGGCAACAUCGUGGCACAAAUGGUCAAGUUGCCAUUGAAGCUCGAGGAGAACACAGUGACUCUUCUCCUUGAUGAGCCCGGCUUUGACGAAGAUGAAGAGAGCGAUGAAGAAGAUAGGACUGAUGAUGAGCAGGAGUCCGAUGAUGAGGUAGCUCAGGUCACAAGCAAGGCUGCCUCAGAUAAACGUCUAGCUAUUGAUAUUGACCUCGCGCUUUCUCCUUGGGCAAACUCGAGGCAAUAUUAUGAACAAAAGAAGUCUGCAGCAGUCAAAGAGAAGAAAACACUCGAAGCCUCGGCGAAGGCUCUCCAGUCUGCCGAAAAGAAAAUCGGCGCGGACCUCAAAAAGGGGCUCAAGCAGGAGAAAGCGGCUUUGAGACCUGCCCGGAAGCAGUUCUGGUUCGAGAAGUUCUGGUAUUUUGUUUCCAGUGAUGGGUAUCUGGUCAUUGGGGGAAAGGAUGCUCAACAGAAUGAACUGCUGUACCGAAGAUACCUGAAGAAGGGCGACAUUUAUGUUCAUGCCGACCUCCAAGGUGCUUCUAGCGUCAUCGUCAAAAACAACCCCAGAACACCAGAUGCUCCGAUCCCUCCUUCGACGCUUUCGCAAGCCGGUGCUUUGACUGUAUCUACGAGUAGCGCUUGGGACUCGAAAGCCGUGAUGGGUGCGUGGUGGGUCAAUGCUGAUCAAGUGAGCAAGACUGCCCCGACGGGUGAGUAUCUGACGACUGGUGGCUUUAUCAUUCGAGGUCGCAAAAAUCUGUUGCCUCCUAGCCAGCUUUUGUUAGGCUUCGGGGUUAUGUGGUUGAUCAGCGAGGAGAGUAGGGCUAAUCAUGGCAAGCAUCGGCUAGAAAGAACCGAAAGUAUGUUGUCAGGGGAGGCAGAGGCUUUGGAGGCCGAUGCCCAAGGUUUGUCCCUGGACGAAGAGGACGCUGUUGAAGAUGAAGAUGCUUCUCCUCAGCACAACGAGGCGGUACCUGACUUGGAAGAUGCCGCUAAUGAUGCGGAGGAGGAGGAGAAAGAUGAUAAUCGUGUGGUGGAUGCGGACGGGGGCCUAGAAGGGAAUGCCACGGAAGUAGAUGGCCAUGACAAUGCAUCUGCGGCAGCUUCUGAGCCGGAAGAGCAACGCAGCAAUCCGCUGCAAAUGCUUGGAGACAAUGGCCGUUCCAUGGCCGUGGCGGAUGGAGGGAAAGGAGAGCCAGAGCUCGAAGUCGAGGUUGACGCUGAGGACAAAUCGAGUGAUGAAGAUGGCAACGAGACGCCGGACGAAGAGUCUUCCACAAGCCCAUCUACGCCAGUAUCAACGCAACCGAAGCCCCAAACAAAGCCGAAACAGCAACAACUUGCUCGUGGAAAACGUUCCAAAGCUAAGAGAGCGCAGAAGAAGUACGCGGAGCAAGAUGAAGAAGAUCGCGCCCUUGCCAUGCACCUUCUCGGCUCUGCUCGUGGGCAAGAACACAAAAAGGGCGUUGAAGAGGAUAAGGCAACACGCGAAGCCAAGGCUCAAGCUGACAGAGAGCGGCGCAAAGCGCAACAUGCCAAAGCAGCUGAAAGAGAACGACUGCGGCAGGAGAGGCUUGAAAAGGCCGGCGCAGAAGAAGCUGCAGAGCUCAAUGCGGACGAAGAGCUGAGUAAAGAGCAACUCGAGCAGGAACGCCGCGAGCUUCUGGAUAUUGACAGACUCGUGCCGCAUCCUGAGCCAGGCGAUGAACUCCUAGCCGCAAUCCCGGUCGUGGCACCUUGGACGGCGAUGGCGAGGUACAAAUAUAAGAUCAAGUUGCAGCCGGGCAAUGUUAAGAAAGGCAAAGCAGUCAGGGAGAUCCUCGGGUUCUGGUCGACUUUGGACAAGAAGGGACCGAAGGUGGUCGACGAGUCGAGCAGGGAUAAGGAGCGCGUUUGGAGGCGAGAACUGGAUCUACUGAAAGAUUGGAGAGUAGAGGAAGUUGUUGGCUAUGUGCCUGUGAAGGGAUGCAGGAUCGUUCAGGGCGGUGGGAUUGGGGGUGGAUUGGGAGGUGGCAAUGCAGGCGCGAAAGGCAAAGGCGGUGCUGGAUCGAAGGGAAAGGGUGGUGGUGGAAAGAGGGGGAGAUAAAGGAGAAGAAGCCUUGAUCGCUGGUAGAUGGAGCCCUUGUGUAGAUCAUCUUUGAAGUCUGUCUAUCCAACGAGCAGUUAUCUUUCCGCCUGAGCCUGCCGUUCGUCGACGACGCACGUGGCGAAGCUAUCAGUCCCCGGCAGUAACUUUCAAUCCACUCUCUCGGCGGCAGCCUUCUCGAUUCUAUCAAUCACCGCGUCUUCGAGAUCUCGGACCUGGCUCUGUUGGCUCCCAGGUGUGGCCGUCGAAGACGCCAAAGCAUCACUUCUCCUCACUGUCUCAGCGAAUAUGAAGGAGCAUCCAAGCUCGUCGAAGAGCCUGAGCACGCCAAAUAGCGAAUGCCCCAGGUCGGCAAUCUUGGGGCCAACCUGGACGUUAUACAGCGUU